This is a messenger RNA of Daphnia pulex (common water flea), 2249 nucleotides long. Its product is annotated as neoverrucotoxin subunit alpha-like. Bases 175 to 2247 code for a protein of 690 amino acids. The transcript is spliced from 2 exons. The record is from RefSeq and is a predicted model, not a curated record. Lineage: Eukaryota; Metazoa; Arthropoda; Branchiopoda; Diplostraca; Daphniidae.
AAUGAUAAUAAGGGAGCCAAACAAAAUGGAAUUAGUUCAGUGAGAGAAGUUUUGGCGUUGUAAGCCUGGUGUGGAAAACUACAGUCACAGAACGGUAUAGACACAAAUUCUAGUUUAUUGAAAUUGUUGCGACCAACCUUUCAUUGUUUUCGACUAACGCCAAAAAAAGCGGACAUGGCGGACAACAAAGCGAUCGAGCAGCACCUCACUAAGAUGACCGUGUUGGGAGGUCGAUUCCAACUAGGUGGCUUAUACGACUAUCGAAACGACUACGCUCUUCCAGAUGGUCAGUAUUGGGAAUCGCAUGAUGUGGCAUCCGCCACUCGAGUCGACGACCAGUUCAAGCUCGAAUUAGAACGACCGGACUCUGAGUUUACUAACAGCAAGUGGGAAAACAUGGGACUUGACGAUCACCUGAAAGCCACCGUCAUAGCUGGUCUUAUUGAAAAGUACCGCGGUGCUGCUGGCUACCUGAAUCACCGACAAGGACUGGAACAAGUCAGUCGAACAUUAAUUUGCCGGAUUAGCAAAUGGCAAGAAAAUUUAGAUAUACCAACUCUCUUUAAUAAAAAGACUCCACUUAAUCAUGGUUCUGGAGAAGACAUAUCGCCCAAAUCGGAAAUAUGUCCAACCCAUGUUGUGACUGGAAUAACCUACGGAGUGGAAGCUUACUGUGUACUAACGCAGGAGCUCAACGACAACAAAAAAGACGAAGAGGCUCGAGAGGCUGCCGAGGAAUACCUGUCAAACAUAGCGGCCAAGAUGGAAGAAGCUUUAAAAGAAAACUUUAAUUUAACGGAUUUUAAGGAUCAAUUGAAAAAAGAAGAGAAAAAACAGAUGAGCCGUUUGAAAUGUCAUUUAUACGUUGAUCUCCAGACUAAGGCUAUCCACGAAUGCAGCGUCCUCGAGGCCUACAAAUACUGCCUCAAACUCAUCCAGCAAGUUCGAAAAUCUGAUGUCAGAAACACCAGCAAAGUCGUCCCGAUUGCCGUCCACCUUUUCCCUCUUAAAGUGAUCAUGGAACAAGCUGGAGGAGUACUGGGUGGUGCACCAAUCCAAUACCAAGACGUCGACGCCGAAUUGAUAGAUCGUUGUUACCAAGUUUUGGAUAAACUGGAGCAAGUCGAUGCAAACAUCGACGUCGUCCGUAAAAGUAACAAAGAAUUCGGCUCUGCCUCUUUCAAUCAGCUUGAAAAAACUUUAACUAAAUACAAAGAACUUAUGAAAAUGAGCUUAAAAAAUGGAGUAAUGAAGACCCGUAAAAACGGUGACGAGGACGAGAUGGAAACAGUCGUCAAUAUUGUCGAAACUCACCCACUUUUCAGCCCCUCUCAACUGAAACGUUGGCUUCGCUACAAACAGGCCGAAUUCGAAAUGAUAAGUAAAAUAACGAAGAACAAAAUUGUCCUCUUGGCUGACCAAAAAGAACUUGAAAAAGAACUGUCCGACUCUUUGAAUAAGAACUACGCUCUGGUGAUGAGCGUUCCGCCGCUGGAUGAGCGGACGAACGAUAUCCUAUUAGAGAUGAAAAAUUACGUUGAAACCUACACGAGACUAGUAGACGAAAUAGAACACUCUACUAGCAAUGAAGACAGUGAUGAAAAUAACGACGAGGCUAAGGAAGAUAAACCAUGGCACAUGAUCGAAAGAAAACAGAAGGAUGUGCUUAUGAAAGUCAGCGAGUUUGCCGCCUACGCGGAUAAGAAUAAACACCUGGAGAACAAAGUUCAGUUCUUAAUCUUAUUUGGGGAGAGAGGAAGCCAGAAACUCUCAUGCCUCUAUUCCGUCUAUGAAGACGAAACUCUACUUCAGAGCAAAAUGAAACAAUUGCCCGGGCCUCCCACUAUGCUGCAGGUUCGCACCUCGGAGAUCAGAAAUACAAACAGUGCUGAAAUCAACAUUUAUGUAAAGUGGAAUUAUGAAGACCUCGAUUUCCCGUGCCACUUUAUCGUGGAAUACCAGUUGAAUGACAGACCUGGUAAAAUACAACGAAAAACGACGAAGCCGGGUGAAUCUCAAAUGAGGAUCCCAUACAAAAUCGGAUCGACGAUGAAGAUUAGAGUGGUGACCGACUCUUGCAUCGGCCAAAGUGAAUUUAGCGAAACGAUCGACGUAGAAACGGCCUUGGAAGCUAACGAAAAUGAAGAGGCAAACUUGGAAAACAAAUCGGAACAUACGAUAGAAAUUUCAAAAGCAGAAAUUCCCGCAACAUCUGUCAAAAAACGAGACUGGAAAUGGCGGACAUGAAA